GCAAGUACAAAAAAAGAAAACCCAAACAAACAAACAAGACAAGUACACCGAUCAGAGCGAAGUGGUGGAGGAGUGAAACCUUCUUCCUUGCUCCCCUCUUUUCGUCCCUCUUGUGGUUGUUACCUGGGCAGGUGGACUUCAUCAUGGCGGACUGUGGACUUCUCAGCCCGGUACCGGCGAGGCUGCGGGCCAUGCUUUAUUUGCUUACGCCGAACGAGUCGUCCUUCGAGAUGCUGCACGAUGUCCCCGAUUACGUCUAUCAGGCCAACCCUUUCUUCCUGGGCCUUGUCAUUCUGGAGAUGCUGCUGGGCUCGCUGAUCUCGGGAGCGAAACUUUACAACAUUGCUGAUGGCAUCAUCUCCGUGUCUUUAGGGAUGAUGUCUCGACUCCCGCUGCUGCUGGUGCGCGGUCUGGAGCUGUCGGCCUACGUGUAUGUGUGGGAGCACUUCCGCCUUGUGGAGCUGCCUUGGGACUCGGCCUGGACCUGGUGGUUCAGCUUUCUGGCCGUCGACUUUUGCUACUACUGGUUCCACCGCUUCGCCCAUGAGGUAGCCAUCCUUUGGGCAGCCCACCAGGUGCACCACAGUUCAGAGUACUACAACUUCAGCACGGCUCUACGGCAGCCGCUCACCCAGCAGCUGACUUCGUGGAUUUUCUACGUGCCCAUGGCCUUGGCCGUGCCACCGUCCGCCUUUGCUGUCCACAUUCAACUCAAUCUGCUCUUCCAGUUCUGGUUGCACACAGAGGUAAUCCGAGACAUGGGGCCACUGGAGUGGAUCUUCAACACUCCCAAGCAUCACAGAGUUCACCAUGGAAGAAACCUAUACUGCAUUGACAAAAACUUUGGGGGAAUCCUAAUCAUCUGGGACCGAUUGUUUGGUACCUUCUCACCAGAGAAGGACAAGGUGGUUUAUGGCUUGGUCUACCCCAGCAACUCAUUUGAAAUCAUCACAAGUCAGUUCCACUACUAUUUGUCCUUGUGGAGAAGGUCAACCACCUACUCAAGUCUCGCUGACAAAGUGUCAACUUUUGUCAAAGGUCCCAGUUGGACGCCUGGAAACCCUCGGCUGGGCAACUACAAUCUCGUUCCAAAGCUGACCGGUGAGGAGAAGCCUCACGAUCCCAGCUGCUCGCUGCCGGUACAAGUUUACGUGGUGACACAUUUCCUGCUGGUGCUGCACACGUACCACGAGCUCUUCGAAAACCAGGCGACACUGACCCAGUUGACCAUCCUGGGGAUGACCGGCUACAUCCUGCUCACUCUUACCUCCCUGGGCUUCAUCAUUGACUGCAGGCCAUUGGCGUCCAUUUUGGAGAUGCUACGCUGCAUGUGCCUGGUGAUGUUGCUACAUUACAGCCACCUGAGGCCCCCCAACUCAGCUCUGACUGUGCCCACCCAGGCCUUGGCGUCCUUCAGUGUGCUUUACUGGGCUCUGCAGAGUUUCUCGCAACUGCUCUCCCUCAAGAUGAAGUCUCACUGAGACUCGGGAACUGCAGACCAAGGCUCCUCACGCUCACUCCAUACACUGAAGGUUACUCCAUACACUGAUGGAUUCUUUUAAAAGUCUUUUGCUUUUUAGCCUCUUAAACAUCAGCCCAAAAAAUGAUUUUUUCACUGUCAAUUUGCAAAAGAAAGGUAUUACUUAACCUCUUUUUCGUCAUGAUGCAUAACUGGAUUGAUAGAUGGAUGGAAGCAUGUGAAAAAAUGAAGUUGAAGAUCAGAGUGGUGCAUUGUCGGUGUUGUGAUACAGUGGUACCUCUACUUACGAAAUUAAUUGGUUCUGGAAGAAAUGUCUUAGCUAGUACCUUUUGAAAGUAGAGACACAUUUUCCAUGUAAAUGCCCUAAUUUGUUCCAAGCCCCCCCAAAAUCCAGACAUUUAUGUUUUCUAAAGCAUAAAUAUGCAU
This is a messenger RNA of Hippocampus zosterae (dwarf seahorse), 1906 nucleotides long. It is a transcript of the gene agmo, whose product is annotated as alkylglycerol monooxygenase. Lineage: Eukaryota; Metazoa; Chordata; Actinopteri; Syngnathiformes; Syngnathidae. Gene Ontology annotation, cellular component: endoplasmic reticulum. The record is from RefSeq and is a predicted model, not a curated record. Bases 144 to 1481 code for a protein of 445 amino acids. The transcript is spliced from 13 exons. Gene Ontology annotation, biological process: lipid biosynthetic process. Gene Ontology annotation, molecular function: iron ion binding; oxidoreductase activity.